This is a messenger RNA of Lasiosphaeria miniovina, 4377 nucleotides long. Its product is annotated as E1-E2 ATPase-domain-containing protein. The transcript has 2 exons. The coding region runs from base 419 to 3979 and encodes 1186 amino acids. The record is from RefSeq and is a predicted model, not a curated record. Gene Ontology annotation, biological process: copper ion homeostasis; monoatomic cation transport. Gene Ontology annotation, cellular component: membrane. Gene Ontology annotation, molecular function: ATP hydrolysis activity; P-type divalent copper transporter activity; copper ion binding. Lineage: Eukaryota; Fungi; Ascomycota; Sordariomycetes; Sordariales; Lasiosphaeriaceae.
AAAAGUUCGGCCAAAGCGUGCUUCGCACCCCAAAUCCCGUCCCAUCCAUCCAUACGUAUAUGUAAUUGUACAUAAUAAGCAGACCGCCUCUGCCAGAGGAUUUGGCCAGUUCUCCUGAUGCUGAAGAACUGCCAAGCUUCUUUUCGGUUUCAUCGACAGCAUCGUUGCCCACAUGUUAUAGUACCGACGUCUGCGAGUGUUCGUCUUGGCUUGCGUGCGGCCCGCGAUCCCAGCUCAGCGCAGCUCGACAUCGCAUCCCCCGCAAACCGACCUGACCUGCCCACGCCCCUGGGCCGCGUAGAUCCUCUCUGGACUGCGGCGGGGCGCACAACCGUCGGAGAUCGAGAUCGAGAAAGACAUUUGAACGAGAUUGAGAGAUAGGAGGAGGAAGAAGAAGUGGUAGAAAAAGAAAUAGAGAAUGGCUCCUCCAAAGAUCCAGCUUCCUCCCAAGGACGCCGCCCAGUAUGGUGUGUCGCUGGCGGCGCCAACUGCCCACAUGGCGACCACGACGCUCAAGGUCGACGGCAUGACUUGCGGCGCAUGCACUUCGGCCGUUGAAGCAGGCUUCAAGGGCGUCGACGGAGUCGGUAGCAUAUCGGUCAGUCUGGUCAUGGAACGAGCCGUUGUCAUCCAUGAUCCCCAACGAAUUUCGGCCGAAAGGGUGAAGGAAAUCAUCGAGGACCGCGGCUUUGACGCAGAGGUCUUGGCGACCGACCUCCCUUCUCCCAUGGUACCGCGACCUUCGUUCGGCGCAUUCCCGACAGACGGCGAUAGUGGCCCGCCCAUGAUGAUCACAACGGUGGCCGUCGAAGGCAUGACAUGCGGCGCCUGCACGUCGGCGGUCGAGGGCGGGUUCAAGGACGUGGCGGGCCUGAAGCACUUUAGCAUAUCGCUGCUGUCAGAAAGGGCAGUCAUCGAGCACGACCCGGCCAUUCUCAGUGCCGAGGCCAUUUGCGAGACAAUCGAGGACCGUGGGUUCGGCGCGACCGUUGUCGAGAGCACCGAGAAGCAGCCCGAGGGGAGGGCGGCACGAAAAAGCAUGGAUAACCGUCCCUCGGCAGCCAUCACAACGGUCGCUAUCGAGGGUAUGACAUGCGGCGCUUGCACUUCGGCUAUCGAGGAGGGCUUCAAGGACCUGAGCGGUCUCUUGCGGUUCAACAUCAGCCUGUUGGCGGAGCGGGCUGUCGUCACGCACGACGCAGCAUUACUGCCGCCAGAGAAGAUUACCGAGAUUAUCGAGGACCGCGGAUUCGGUGCCAAAAUCCUGUCAACCACUGUUGAAGGCGCCGAUCACUCCAGUGCCACCUCGACAGCUCAGUUCAAGGUUUACGGAACCAUGGACGCUGCUGCAGCUGAGGCACUCGAGAACAAGCUGAUAGCACUGCUGGGUGUCAGCAGCGCGAAGAUGUCGAUGGCAUCCCUCAGGCUGACCGUUGUCCAUGUCCCCGCCGUGGUAGGGCUGCGCGCCCUCGCAGAGGCGGUUGAGGAUUCCGGGUUCAAUGCUCUCGUCGCGGACAAUGACGACAACAAUGCCCAGCUGGAAUCCCUUGCCAAGACUCGUGAGAUCACCGAGUGGAGGCGCGCCUUCAAAAUCUCGCUCUCCUUUGCCAUUCCCGUCUUCCUCACCAGCAUGAUCAUCCCCAUGGUCGUUCCCGCGCUAGACUUUGGGAAAAUCCUCAUCUUCCCCGGCUUGUACGUUGGGGACGUAUUUUGCAUGGUCCUGACGAUACCCGUCCAGUUCGGCAUCGGAAAGCGAUUCUAUCGCUCAGCCUGGAAGUCUAUGAAACACGGCUCUCCGACCAUGGACGUCCUCGUCGUCCUCGGCACCUCGUGCGCGUUUUUUUUCAGUGUCAUGGCCAUGAUUGUGUCCAUCGUGAUUCCUCCCCACACCAGGCCAAGCACCAUCUUUGACACGAGCACCAUGCUCAUCACAUUCAUUACUUUGGGCCGCUUCCUAGAGAAUCGGGCCAAGGGACAGACCUCCAAGGCGCUCUCGCGGCUGAUGUCGCUGGCCCCGUCCAUGGCCACCAUCUACGCGGAUCCCAUCGCCGCCGAGAAGGCCGCCGAGGGCUGGGACAGCAUUGCUGGUUCUGGAGAGCCAAAGACGCCCCGGGAUAGCAAUGCCGCCGAGGAGAAGGUCAUCCCCACCGAGCUUAUCCAAGUGGGCGACAUUGUCAUUCUUCGGCCUGGCGACAAGAUUCCUGCCGAUGGAGUCAUGGUCAGAGGAGAAACAUAUGUGGACGAGAGCAUGGUGACGGGCGAGGCGAUGCCCGUCCAAAAAGGAAAGGGAAGUCUUCUGAUCGGCGGUACUGUCAACGGCCACGGGCGUGUCGACUUUCGCGUCACGAGAGCCGGCCGCGACACCCAGCUCAGCCAAAUCGUGAAGCUGGUCCAGGAUGCGCAAACCACGCGCGCGCCAAUUCAGCGCCUGGCCGACACCCUGGCUGGCUACUUCGUUCCGACCAUCUUGUUUCUUGGUCUUAUGACCUUUCUCGUCUGGAUGGUCCUGAGCCAUGUUCUCUCCAACCCGCCCAAGAUCUUCCUCGAGGAUGCAAGCGGCGGCAAGAUCAUGGUCUGCGUCAAGCUCUGCAUAUCUGUUAUCGUCUUUGCCUGUCCCUGCGCUCUCGGCCUUGCCACCCCGACGGCCGUCAUGGUUGGAACCGGCAUAGGUGCAGAGAACGGCAUCCUCGUCAAAGGCGGUGCCGCCUUGGAGACCACGACAAAGAUUACCCACGUUGUUCUGGACAAGACCGGUACCAUCACAUAUGGCAAGAUGAGCGUGGCCCAGGUCAACAUCGUCUCGGCAUGGGAAGAUUCCGAGUGGCGCCGGCGGCUGUGGUGGACCAUUGUCGCUCUGGCCGAAAUAGGCAGCGAGCACCCUGUGGGCAAGGCUGUGCUCGGUGCCGCGAGGACGGAGCUGGGCCUCGGCCUUGAGGCGACCAUCGAGGGCAGCGUCGGCGAAUUCACUGCGGCUGUUGGUAAGGGCAUCAGCGCGCAUGUUGAGCCGGCGACUUCGGCCGAGAGACUCCGGUACAAGGUGCUGGUCGGAAAUGUCCACUUUCUCCGAGAGAGCGGUAUUGAUGUCCCGACGUCGGCAGUUGAGGCCUCGGAAAAGAUCAAUGUAGCUGCUGCCACGUCACGCUCGAAGGCGUCGUCCGAGCCCAACCCGGGCACGACGAACAUCUUCAUUGCCAUUGACGGCAAGUACGCCGGCCACCUCUGCCUCUCCGACACUAUCAAGACAGGCGCCGCGGCGGCCAUCGCCGUGCUGCACCGCAUGGGCGUCAAGACGUCCAUCGUCACGGGCGACCAACGUAGCACUGCUGUCGCGGUGGCGGCCGCAGUCGGCAUUGACGCUGACGACGUGUAUGCCGGCGCGUCCCCGGACCAGAAGCAGGGCAUCAUCCGCAAGCUGCAAGAAGGCGGCGCCGUCGUGGCCAUGGUGGGAGACGGUAUCAACGACUCACCGGCGCUAGCCACGGCCGACGUGGGCAUCGCCAUGAGCUCGGGCACCGACGUGGCCAUGGAGGCUGCCGACGUUGUGCUCAUGCGGCCCAACAACCUCAUGGACAUCGCCGCAGCGCUACACCUCGCCCGCACCAUCUUCCGGCGCAUCAAGCUAAAUAUGGCCUGGGCCUGCAUGUACAACCUCAUCGGCCUGCCCUUCGCCAUGGGCGUCUUCCUCCCCCUCGGCUACCACCUCCACCCCAUGGGUGCCGGCGCCGCCAUGGCCGCCAGCAGCGUCAGCGUGGUCGUCAGCAGUCUCUUCCUCAAGUUCUGGACCCGCCCCAAGUGGAUGGACGAAGCCCUCUACGAGCACUCGGGCACCGUCAAGAAGCGUGGCCGCGGCUGGGGACCCGUCGAUGCUGUCGUCGUGCGGCUGCAGGACCUGGUCAUGCGCGUUCGCCGCGGCGGCAAGGGCAAGGACGACGGCUACGUUCCGCUUGCGAUGUUGGAUGUUCCCGAGCAAGGGGUGUAGCGGAGCGAUAUUCCCUUUGCGUUCUCGUAUGGAGUUUUGGGGUUGGGCACAGCGGUCUCUUUUCUCUCUUCCUUGUUGGAUACCUAACCUAUCUUUUCUUUUGCCUUUUUUUCCCUGUAAGUACGCACUCUGAACCUCGGCAAUGGCGUUUCAAGGAGGAAAAUUAUUUUCCGCGGCUCAUUUUGGCUUUCUUCUACGGCGGGUCAAGUUCUUUUGGCAUGGAAGAGGCUAGAGGCGAGAGAACGAACAAACAAGCGAGCGAGCGAGCGAAAUUAUCGCUACAUGUACAUACCUACAGUAAAUAAGUUCGAGUAUGCAAGGAAAUUCUGGUUUCUACCUUGGGUACGGAUCCAGGAUAAACCCAGAUUUUGUUCAAUACAGAUUGCAAUCAGAUUCUC